AUGGAAGACCCCCCGUAUGUCGCAUGGAUGAAGGAGCAGCAAAAUCAGGGGAAGCCGUCCCCUUCCAUCAAGCGUAUUGCAAAGGCAAAGCGCGAUUCUGCUGGCGCCAGCACUAGCAGCGGUCCUGGGCAUGACGACGACGAAACUGGGGGCGACACGGACAUCAGCGACGACGAUCUUGAGGAGAUCGUGUCGGAAUCGGACAGUGAUGCCGAUUCCGACAACUACAAGGCCGGCAGUGACGACGAAGAGGAAGAUUCGGACGGUGCCGAAGUAGGAAGCGGUGACAACCGCAGCACACGUCGAUCGAAGAAGGAGAAGCGCCCGCCGGCGAAGCGCAACAAGCGACUGUGGUCGGACGCAGAGCUGACAUCACUCGCGGCCGCUCGUUGGAACACGAAGGACGACCUGAAGGCGAUGCAAGGGAAGCAAGGGAGCCAGUACUGGAAGAAGCUGCAAGUUCAUAUGGUUGAGAGGGACGACACGUGGGACCGCGAUGAGGGGCAGAUGUCGAAUGCGUGGAAACGUCUCGAGAAAAAGUACCUGAAAACGAAACGGUCGGAGACGCAAAGCGGGGGGGAAGCUAUUAGGAAGAAGCCAUGGCGGAUAGACGAAACCGCCACAAUGGCAGCAGCAAAGCUUGUGAGCGACGCCACUCAUUCCUCCGACGCGAUGGCGUUGCGCCAGCUUCAAGACUCGAUGCAACUACUUGUCGCCGCCAUGAACAUGGCGGCGAUGCAGGCUGGCUUACGACAGCAGAUGGCCAGUCUGCCCGUACCACCUGCGGCGCCCGCGACUACGCCGCCACCAGCACCUCCUGCAGACGCAAGCGACGCCAACAUGGCGGGGUCGGAGGAUGUGGCGGAGCAGCACGAGCCUUAG
Closterium sp. Naga37s-1 is the source of this 882-nucleotide messenger RNA. NCBI's taxonomy places the organism in Eukaryota, Viridiplantae, Streptophyta, Zygnematophyceae, Desmidiales, Closteriaceae. The record is from the annotation of a GenBank genome assembly.